GCCCCUCUCUCACCCUUUCUCUCUCUCUCUCCCUCCCUCCCUCUAUACGAAAACACUUUCGGGAAGAAUAAAGUGUUUGGUGCGCUCAGCCAGUCUUUUCUCGGAGCCAACCCGUGGCCUAGCAGGAAGAACAGCCCGACUAUGUGGAGAAAGAAACGGGCGCUUGGGGAGUCCGCGGCCUGUCUCUUGCUCCUCGUGACGCUCGUCGAUGCGUAUCGAUUCCUGAGCCAGAGCACAGCCACCCAGUUCCUGAGCAGGCAGAGGAGAGCCAACUCUCUGUUUGAGGAGAGCAAGAAGGGCAACCUGGAGAGGGAGUGCAUCGAGGAGCUGUGCGACAAGGAGGAGGCCAGGGAGAUCUUUGAGAACAACCCAGAGACGGAAUACUUCUACCCCAAAUAUGUUGCUUGUCUGGGUUCACACCGCGUUGGCAUUAACAAUCCAAAUUCAGACGCCAUCUCGUCAGACCUUCGCACCUGUGUGAAGGAGAUCAGUGACCAGUGCACACCGCCGCCGUGCUACAAGGAGGGCGCAACGCUCUGCGUGGACGGACAGGCCUCCUUCAAGUGUGAGUGCAAACCCGGCUGGAAGGGGCCGCGCUGUGAGAACGACAUCGAUGAGUGUUCAGAUCCUGAAUUUCCAGCGGGAUGUAACCAGAAAUGUUACAACUCACCCGGCAGUUUCCACUGCAUGUGUGAAAAUGGCUACUUUACCAACGACAAAGUCUACUGCGUGGAUAUUGAUGAAUGCCUGCUGUACCCCAGUAUCUGCAAGGAACCGGCUCAAUGUGUCAACACGCCGGGCAUGUAUGAGUGCCAGUGUCCCCUGGGCUUCAAAUACAACUUCACUUCCAAGGCCUGCAAUGAUGUGGAUGAGUGCGAGUUGAUUGUGUGCCACGGGACGUGUAUAAACACUGUGGGCAGCUAUGCGUGCCACUGUGAUGGUCGUGCGGGUCUGCAUCUGGCGGAGAAUGAGCGGUACUGUCAACCAAUCCCUGUUUGUGUAGAGCUGUAUGACUACAAACACCCGGAGAUGCUCUACCUGGGAGAGCAGUUUGCCGGCCUUCCAGCCAUCUAUCUGCGCUUCCGUCUGCCGGAAAACACAAAGUUUGCAGCGGAGUUUGACUUCCGUACAUUUGAUCCAGAGGGAGUUGUGCUGUACGCAGUGUCCUCGCAUGACUCAUGGUUUAUGUUGGGGCUCAGAGACGGCUGCAUUGAAGUCCAGUUUAAAAACCAGCACACGUUUAAGGUCACCAGUGGAGGAAAAGCCAUCAAUGAUGGACAGUGGCACGUGAUCUCUGUGGAUGAACUGGAGAGCAGCAUCAGUGUGAAGAUCAGCAAGGAAGCUGUGAUGAGCAUCAACAGCCCUGAGAGUCUCUUUACUGCAGUUAAUGGCAAACUAGUGACCACGGUCUACAUCGCUGGUCUGCCCAACCGCACUGAUGUCAUCAAACCUAUCAACCCUCGACUUGAUGGCUGCAUUCGGGGAUGGAACCUCAUGAAUCAGGGAGCAUCUGGGGUAAAGGAGGUCAUCCAGGAUAAGAAGAGCAAACAUUGCUUUGUGUAUGUGGAACGAGGCUCUUUCUUCACUGGGGCAGGCCUGGCACACUUCAACAUUGACUACAGUGAUUCUGGGAGUUGGAAGGUGGAUGUACAGAUGAACAUACGUCCGUCCAGCAGCACGGGUGUCCUCUUCGCUCUUGUCCACAACCACAAAGUCCCCCUGUCAGUUGCUGUGGUAACGAACGGAGAAGAAGAUGCUAACUUGCAAGUGUUCUUGGACGGCGUCUCCGUGGCAACACUGGACUCUCUGAUGUUGUGUUACCCUGAACGGCUGACAGUGCAGCUGAAUGUGACUCCCACGGCAAUCCAAAUCUCAGCUAACUCCUCCACUGUUACCUACAUGAAGUCUGAUGCGUUGCAGGAGGCACUGAAGUGCCUCAACAGCACCAUGCACAGCCCCAUCAGUACAUACAUUGGUGGGAUACCAGACGAUGUCCCGUUGCCUGCCACCCCUGUGACGGCCUUUUACCACGGUUGCAUGGACAUCACUAUCGCCGGCCAGCAGCUGGACUUCGACGAGGCUCUCGGCAAACACAACAGUAUUAAUUCCCAUUCCUGCCCCCCUGUGUCAGCCCCCGAGAGUCACCCUGAGGCAACGCAACACCACAGACCUUAAGUGACCUUUAUUAACGUUGCACUAGGCAGCAUCCCACAGCAGCCACUUCGUGGGAUAUUUUUGAAAGAGAGAUAUAGAAGAUGGGAGGGAGAGAUGAGAAAGAAAUGACAAGAAGAGACAGGAGUAUACGAUUAUAGUCAUUGUUUUCCAUUUUCUCCGAAGCGUUAAUUUGAAGCUUUGUUUGUCUGCUUUUUAUCCAUAUAGUAUUAUUGUUCCUGUCAAGGGAGCAUUAUUUUUUCUUUUUUUUUCUUUGAGUGAAAACACAUCAAAAGCUGGCUUGCCAGUGAGCGAGCAGGAGCUGGACGGCUAAAUGACGUACUUGUAGCAGCUUGUUGCUAUGAAUGAAAUGCAGUCCAAGAAACGUUUAAAAAGAGCUGUGCUCUGUAGCCACAUGCCAUGUGUUGAAAAGAAGUGGUUGUGUUUGUGUAGAAAAAUAAACAAACGGUCACUGUUGACCAGGAUUUGA
Messenger RNA from Pseudoliparis swirei, 2641 nucleotides. It is a transcript of the gene pros1, whose product is annotated as protein S. Gene Ontology annotation, molecular function: calcium ion binding. The transcript is spliced from 14 exons. Lineage: Eukaryota; Metazoa; Chordata; Actinopteri; Perciformes; Liparidae. Gene Ontology annotation, cellular component: extracellular region. Bases 142 to 2175 code for a protein of 677 amino acids. The record is from RefSeq and is a predicted model, not a curated record.